This is a messenger RNA of Carassius gibelio (silver crucian carp), 1660 nucleotides long. Its product is annotated as vitelline membrane outer layer protein 1. NCBI's taxonomy places the organism in Eukaryota, Metazoa, Chordata, Actinopteri, Cypriniformes, Cyprinidae. The transcript is spliced from 4 exons. The record is from RefSeq and is a predicted model, not a curated record. The coding region runs from base 979 to 1500 and encodes 173 amino acids.
GGAUAAUUCCUGGCUCUUUCAAGCUUUAUAAUGGCAUUGAAUGGGAGCAAAACAAAACACCGGUCAUGAAGUAGAAGUGCAAAACUUGGACUGGUACAACUCAUUUCGAUAUUAGUCAAGAGGAGACUGGUUUCUCUUUGCUGCAAAGAAAACUUGGUUCUCGUGAGACUAGCAUAGAGUUUAAACUAUGUAUACAUCCUACAUCAUCUGCUUGAAUGCAACUCUCUCAUGAAUGUAAGUAAAUGCUAGUAAAUGUAUUUUGUUCAAAGAAUGUUUAGAUAUUUGUAGUGGAAAACAAGGACAAAAUAAUAUUUUUUUGCAGUGCAGUAAGAAUGAACUAUGUUUAUUCACUUGUUUAAUGUUUAAUCUCCAAUGCACGUGCCAUGAUGAUUAUUAUUGGUUGGUUGACUCUGUUCCCAAUGGACACUUUCCUAUGCUUUAUGGGAUAACAAUAAUAUCAUUGGGGUUUGUCUUCAGUCUUCACUUCAGCAAAACAGUUUCCAGGGUCAUUUAGAGGUUAAGCAUACAGAUGUUUAUAUAUGUGUGUGUUCACAUACAGGUCAUUGACGUUGACUCAGUGCUGCUAGCUGCUGAUUGGCUAGAACCAGGAUAUCACCGCAUUGAUAAAACGUAUAAAUGUAUUCUGAAGCAGCUCUGAAAGAAUAAGGCAGCAGUUCCUUUAAACAGUUCCUGAUGUGAGCAGAAUUAAAUUUAAUCAGUAUUUUAAUCCAUCAGGCUUUUUCUGCAGCAAUGCAUUACUUAAUUUCUUUACUGUUAGUCAUUAAUGGGUUACAUGUGAGCAUUGAGUCCACGGGAACAUCAACAUAUAUUAAGGAUCGGAGCUAAAUGUGUCCAGUGAAACUCAAACAUAGCAGGGUUUAGUCUCAUGGUAAGUUGAAUCUAUUAGAUUUAUAUGUGGUGGUGGCUAAGUGGUUAAACAUGUGAGCUGGUGACUGAUCAUUACUCAUCACCAGGGAAAUGCACAAGCUUAACCCUACAGGACAUGAAGAUGAAUGUUACUAUGGGAUGGUUAGAGUUCAUUUUAAAGGAUUGCUUGUAGGUUUUUCAAAUGUAGGAAUGUUGUGUUGUUGUUUCAAGGUAGAAGAGACACUCUGUGUGAUUUGGGAUGAUAACACUGCACUCAAUGGGAUUCGCCUUCACUGCAUCGAUCCGUCCAAAGGCUCAGUUCAGUCAGAAGUAGGAAGCUGGGGUAAGUGGACAGAAAUCAAAUGGUGUCCUUCUGGAUUACUGACAGCUUUUCAGCUGAGAGUCGAAUCUUCCCAAGGAAUUGAAGACGACACGGCCGUCAACAACAUCAGAUUCAGAUGCAGUCGAGGGUCUUUGCUGGAGGGUGAUGGCACAGGCUGGGGCGAGUGGGGAUAUAUGAGCACAACAUGUGAAGGAAAAGCGAUUUGUGGCAUCCAGACACAGGUGGAAGAGCCGCAGGGAAUGAGAGACGACACCGCUCUCAAUGAUGCCUGGAUGUUAUGCUGCGAUUAAGGUGUAAGAGGACGACAGCAAAGAACAGCUAAAAGAUCAGAUGGAUUGUAAUAACUGAUCGAAUGCAAUGAUGAGCUAACAAAGCUGUGGUAUGACACUGUGAAAAUGCAUAUUCAACUGGUCAUUAUCACAAAACUAAAUAAAAUCUUGUAGUCUCAUA